This is a messenger RNA of Drosophila teissieri, 4413 nucleotides long. It is a transcript of the gene GABA-B-R3, whose product is annotated as gamma-aminobutyric acid type B receptor subunit 2. The transcript has 10 exons. Lineage: Eukaryota; Metazoa; Arthropoda; Insecta; Diptera; Drosophilidae. Gene Ontology annotation, molecular function: G protein-coupled GABA receptor activity. The record is from RefSeq and is a predicted model, not a curated record. Gene Ontology annotation, biological process: G protein-coupled receptor signaling pathway; gamma-aminobutyric acid signaling pathway. Bases 49 to 3999 code for a protein of 1316 amino acids. Gene Ontology annotation, cellular component: G protein-coupled receptor heterodimeric complex; membrane.
GAUUCAAAUGCCUUGGUGAUUAAUGGGCCAUUGGCCAUUGCCGACGGGAUGCGCAUAAUUCAACCGGUCCAAAGGACCAGAUACGGACACGGACCAUGGCCGGCCGUGGGACUGAGGCUGGUCCUGGCCCUUGCCUGGGCAACGUCGGCAGCGGCUGCCAUGGAGUCAUCAGCCGAGCUGCAGGCCCUGGGCUACGAGGCAAUUAGGCCAGGUGCUGCCUCAAUUAGCACAUCCAGCCCAUCCAGCCCAUACAGCCCAUACAGCCCGUCCAGCUCGCCACCCGGGGAAUCGGCAUCGACUGUGGCUGCCGGGGGGAUUCCGGUUCCACCGCGCUCCGAUUGGAAGUACAAACGGACGAAAGUCAAACGCCGGCAGCAGCGCCUCAAUUCACACAGCAAUCUACCUGGAAGCACCAAUGCCUCCCACGCCCACCACCCCCUCAAUCUGCCGCCCAGGCAGCGCUACUUGAAGGUCAACCAGGUGUUCGAAAGCGAGCGCCGCAUGUCGCCGGCCGAAAUGCAGCGCAAUCAUGGCAAAAUCGUGCUGCUCGGACUCUUCGAGCUGUCCACAUCGCGGGGUCCACGUCCGGAUGGCCUGAGCGAACUGGGAGCUGCCACCAUGGCCGUGGAGCACAUCAACCGCAAGCGCCUGCUGCCCGGCUACACCCUCGAGCUCGUGACCAACGAUACUCAGUGCGAUCCUGGAGUGGGCGUGGAUCGCUUCUUCCACGCCAUCUACACACAGCCCUCGACGAGGAUGGUGAUGCUGCUGGGAUCGGCCUGCUCGGAGGUUACCGAGAGCCUGGCGAAGGUGGUGCCGUACUGGAACAUCGUGCAGGUAUCCUUCGGUUCCACAUCGCCGGCGCUGAGUGACAGGCGGGAGUUCCCCUACUUCUACAGGACCGUGGCCCCGGAUUCCUCGCACAAUCCGGCGCGCAUCGCCUUCAUUCGGAAGUUCGGCUGGGGCACGGUGACCACUUUCUCGCAGAACGAGGAGGUCCACUCGCUGGCGGUGAACAACCUGGUCACCGAACUGGAGGCGGCCAACAUAUCCUGUGCCGCCACCAUCACCUUUGCGGCCACCGACUUCAAGGAGCAGCUACUGCUACUCAGGGAGACGGACACGCGCAUCAUCAUCGGCAGCUUCUCGCAGGAGCUGGCCCCCCAGAUCCUGUGCGAGGCCUACAGGCUUCGGAUGUUCGGGGCGGACUACGCCUGGAUCCUCCACGAGAGCAUGGGUGCCCCAUGGUGGCCGGACCAGCGCACCGCCUGCUCCAACCACGAACUGCAGCUGGCCGUCGAGAACCUCAUCGUGGUCUCAACGCACAACAGCAUCGUUGGAAACAACGUGAGCUACAGUGGACUGAACAAUCACAUGUUCAACUCCCAGCUGCGCAAGCAAUCCGCCCAGUUCCACGGCCAGGAUGGACUUGGCUCCGGUUCUGGCUCCAGGAUCAGUAUCGCUGCACCGCAUUCUGAUUCCCGCCGGCGGCGCAGGAGAGGCCUGGGAGGCAUGAGCGGAGGGCACCUCUUUCCGGAGGCGAUCUCGCAGUACGCGCCGCAAACCUACGACGCCGUGUGGGCAAUCGCCCUGGCCUUGAGAGCAGCCGAGGAGCACUGGCGGCGAAACGAGGAGCAGUCGAAGCUGGACGGAUUCGAUUACACCCGCAGCGACAUGGCCUGGGAGUUCCUGCAGCAGAUGGGCAAGCUCCACUUCCUGGGAGUGUCGGGACCCGUGUCCUUUAGCGGCCCAGAUCGCGUUGGCACCACUGCCUUCUACCAAAUCCAGCGCGGUCUGCUGGAACCGGUGGCCCUCUACUAUCCGGCCACGGACGCCCUGGACUUCCGGUGUCCCCGCUGCCGGCCGGUGAAGUGGCACAGCGGGCAGGUGCCCAUCGCCAAGCGGGUGUUCAAGCUGCGGGUGGCCACCAUCGCUCCACUGGCCUUCUACACCAUCGCCACCCUCUCCAGCGUGGGAAUCGCGCUGGCCAUCGCCUUCCUGGCGUUCAAUCUGCAUUUUCGGAAGCUCAAAGCAAUUAAACUUUCCAGCCCGAAGCUGAGCAACAUCACCGCAGUGGGCUGCAUCUUUGUGUACGCCACCGUCAUCCUUCUGGGUCUGGACCACUCGACGCUGCCCUCGGCGGAGGACUCCUUCGCUACGGUCUGCACGGCCCGCGUCUAUCUGCUCUCCGCCGGAUUCUCGUUGGCCUUUGGCUCGAUGUUCGCCAAGACCUACAGAGUUCACCGGAUAUUCACGCGGACGGGCAGCGUUUUCAAGGACAAGAUGCUGCAGGACAUCCAGCUGAUCCUGCUCGUCGGCGGACUGCUUCUGGUGGACGCGCUGCUCGUUACGCUCUGGGUGGUCACCGAUCCCAUGGAGCGGCAUCUUCACAACCUGACGCUCGAGAUCAGUGCGACUGACAGGAGUGUCGUUUACCAGCCUCAGGUUGAGGUUUGCCGUUCGCAGCACACGCAAACGUGGUUAAGUGUCCUGUACGCCUACAAGGGUCUACUUCUUGUGGUGGGUGUCUAUAUGGCCUGGGAGACGCGCCACGUGAAGAUCCCUGCCCUCAACGAUUCCCAGUACAUCGGAGUGUCGGUCUACAGUGUGGUCAUCACCAGCGCCAUUGUCGUGGUUCUGGCCAACUUGAUUUCCGAGCGAGUCACGCUGGCCUUCAUCACAAUCACAGCUCUGAUCUUAACCAGCACCACCGCCACUCUUUGCCUGCUCUUCAUCCCCAAACUCCACGACAUCUGGGCAAGAAACGACAUUAUCGACCCGGUUAUCCACAGCAUGGGCCUCAAAAUGGAGUGCAACACACGCCGAUUCGUGGUGGAUGACCGCCGAGAACUGCAGUACCGGGUGGAGGUGCAAAACAGGGUCUACAAAAAGGAAAUCCAGGCUCUGGACGCCGAGAUCCGAAAGCUGGAGAGGCUCCUCGAGUCGGGUCUAACCACCACCUCCACCACAACCUCGUCGUCCACCUCGCUCUUAACGGGUGGAGGUCACUUGAAGCCGGAACUGACGGUAACCAGUGGAAUCUCGCAGACUCCGGCUGCCAGUAAAAACAGAACACCAAGUAUCUCGGGCAUACUGCCGAAUCUCCUGCUCUCCGUGCUGCCUCCUGUGAUUCCCCGGGCCAGUUGGCCCUCAGCCGAGUACAUGCAGAUCCCGAUGAGGCGCUCCGUGACCUUCGCCUCGCAGCCGCAACUAGAAGAGGCCUGCCUGCCCGCACAGGACUUGAUUAACCUCCGUUUAGCCCAUCAGCAGGCCACGGAGGCUAAGACGGGCUUGAUAAACCGAUUACGAGGGAUAUUUUCUCGCACAACUUCGAGCAACAAGGGAUCCACGGCCAGCCUGGCGGACCAAAAGGGUCUGAAGGCGGCCUUCAAGUCGCACAUGGGUCUGUUCACCCGCCUGAUUCCCUCCUCUCAAACGGCGUCCUGCAAUGCCAUAUACAAUAAUCCCAAUCAGGAUUCCAUUCCCUCGGAGUCGUCCUCCCACCCGAAUGGCAACCACUUAAAGCCCAUCCACAGGGGCUCGUUGACCAAAAGCGGUACACACCUGGAUCACCUUACCAAGGAUCCCAAUUUCCUGCCCAUCCCCACUAUUUCGGGUGGUGAACAGGGGGACCAGACGUUGGGUGGAAAGUACGUGAAGCUGCUGGAGACCAAGGUGAACUUCCAAUUGCCCAGCAACCGGAGACCUUCAGUGGUUCAGCAGCCGCCCAGUCUAAGGGAACGGGUAAGGGGUUCGCCACGCUUUCCACACCGCAUCCUGCCGCCCACUUGUAGCCUCAGCGCCCUGGCCGAAUCCGAGGACCGUCCCGGAGAUAGCACCUCCAUCUUGGGCAGCUGCAAGUCCAUACCUCGCAUCUCCCUGCAGCAGGCCACCAGUGGAGGCACCUGGAAAUCCAUGGAGACAGCGGGCAAGUCGCGGCUUUCCCUCGGCGAUUCACAGGAGGAGGAGCAGCAGACGCCUGCGAAUGGCAUGGAGUAAAUAAGAUGCCCUGUCCAUUGUCCACAGGCCACUGUCCACAGUCCAAAUCCAAGUCCAAGUCCUCGUCAAUUAGAAGCGAAACACCAAGCAAUUAUUUUACCACACGCCCACAAAAUCUGCCCCAGAAUAGCGCGUGUGCAACUGACCAAUCAUCAGCUUAAAGCAAUCAAACGCAUUAGGGUAAAACGCUAGAUAAGUCACGAUAGGAACCUCCCCUUCCGCGUCGAGUUCUCAUAGCUAGUCAUUUUCCUGAACUUAGCCGAAGCAGCUACACAGAGAAAAAACUGCAGGCACAUUGUGCUCUGCCUAGAAGUAGAAGAAAUUUACAAAGUAAACUAAGAAAUUUAUGAAAUGGUAGAGUGUAUCUUCUAUGUUUUCGAUAUCAGCAACGUUUUCUGAUAACUACCAUCAGUA